AAACGCAAUAAAAAGUUGCUUACAUCUUAUGUAUUGUACAGACUGCAAUCAGCUGUUGGAGAAAUCAGUAUAAUUUUCCCAGAAGCAGGACAGGCACUCUGAUUAAAAUGAAAACGACUUUUAUGAUUGUUGCGAGCCUUCUUCUGUGUGUCCUGCACGUCCAGCAAGCGAUUGCCAAUUGUAAGUUUGCCAUGGAGAAACGAGGCUGCUACGUAGAUUUCAAAGGAGAAAUCAUACUGGAAAGAAGAGAAUUUCAUCAAGAUUUUGAACUGUUCUUACCAACCUUUGCAUGUCAAUGCGGGGAGGAAGUGAAAUCCCAAAACAAACGUUCGGGUGAAGAGAUGUAUACAGGCUUUGCACUCCAAACGGACUACGGAUAUAACUGGGUCUGCAGAGGCACAAAGAAAGAUGAACUAGCUGCGCUUAAACAUGGUGGAAAUUGCGUGAUGAAAAGUACAACUGAUUUGUGUGAAGAUGCAGAUGAUGUUUGCAUUGGAGUAGGAAAGGACUCAACAUUUGCGUUUCAUUUCAAAGCAGACAGCGGUCUUACAACAUGUGACCGUAAUUACACCAGAGUCGGCUGCUACGAUAAAAGAAAUCCUAAAGUUGAAGAUCUUCUUAUCUUUGAUCGGUACAACAUAAAGUGGGAUCAAAUUAGAGACUACAUGCACCACCUUGCUUGCAAGUGUCGUGCGGCUGCUGUGUUAGCAAAUACGCUGGCUGGUGGUGAGAAGUAUACUGGAUUUGCCCUUCACUAUUACGGGGAAUGCUACGGACGAACACAGGAGGAUCUUGACAAGUACAGUUUGCAAGAGCAAUCAAAACGUUGCACGGGAGAUGAAGAGUACAAUGGAUGCACCGAAGAACACAAAGAGUGCCUGGGACAUGAAUAUUCAGAAUUUGUUUACAAGUUAUAAGUGACACUGAAGUAGCUUAUGAAAGCAUGUCAAAAACAAAACAUCAGCAGAAAAAAAACUACAAAAAAUAAUUGAAAGAGCAUAUAUCGGUUCAACGUUGUAAAUCGGUGUUACUAGUUUGAAAAUAUUAAAGCCAAUAAAAAGAUGUGUCAUUUUAGUCAGUUUUGUCUUAGUUGGUAGUUAACAAAAGACUUCUCUUUUCUAAGGGAGAAAUUUUGUUUGGUUUCAAAUGCAUUUAACCAUAGGGUGUCAUCAUCAUUAAAUUUUAAAAACAGAGUUGCUAAACUUUGAUUUAGAUUUAGUCCAACAUUGAUGUGACCCUAAUCGUCUUCAGGAAUAAUUUUACCAGAUAUUGUCAUGCUUGAUAUCAAACAAAGGUACAAAAAAAGCAGCGUACAAAAGAAAAAAAUACAACUUGACAUAGCAUGCAUUGUAAAUGAUUAUCUUUAUUCGCAAUCAGAAUUUUUCAUAGUUUUAGAAAUACUCUGAAAACUUUCACUACAUGUAACAUAUCUUAGCCAAUCUUCUAUCAGAUGCGUUUAAAUAGGCCUAAGCUCUUUUAGGAAACCAAUGCAAUUGAUAAAAUGGAUGCCAUAUUUUGAGAAUACAACAUAUUUUCACGCUAUGUGGAAUGGCG
This is a messenger RNA of Rhopilema esculentum, 1554 nucleotides long. RefSeq lists its product as uncharacterized. Lineage: Eukaryota; Metazoa; Cnidaria; Scyphozoa; Rhizostomeae; Rhizostomatidae. The record is from RefSeq and is a predicted model, not a curated record.